This is a messenger RNA of Brassica oleracea var. oleracea, 1375 nucleotides long. RefSeq names its product E3 ubiquitin-protein ligase ATL6-like. The transcript has a single exon. The record is from RefSeq and is a predicted model, not a curated record. Lineage: Eukaryota; Viridiplantae; Streptophyta; Magnoliopsida; Brassicales; Brassicaceae. The coding region runs from base 49 to 1212 and encodes 387 amino acids.
AUAAACUUUUCUUCUCCAAGAGGCAAAAAAAACACAAACAACAAAAUCAUGAGAAGAUCUGAUCACGCGACGCCGGCGUUUCCCGGCGUUUUGCCGAUUGUUUUCUUGCUAAUAUUAUCAGUGGCGGAGCUUGUGGCGGGUCAGGGCCAGCCUGAUCCGAGAGAUGAAAGGUAUAACUACGGUAACUUAAGUCCAGCCAUGGCGGUGAUCGUCGUGAUCCUCAUCGCAGUUCUCUUCUUCAUGGGCUUCUUCUCCAUCUACUUCCGCCACUGCUCCGGCGCACCCGACGCCGGAGUUUCGCCGGCUGGUGGUGGAAGAACCAGAGGAAACGUCACCGCGGCGGCGCGUGGGCUAGACGUUUCCGUGGUGGAGACGUUUCCUACGUUUGUCUACUCGGAGGUGAAGACGCAGAAGCUCGGGAAAGGGGAGCUGGAGUGUGCGAUCUGUCUGAACGAGUUCGAAGACGACGAAACGCUGCGUUUGCUGCCUAAAUGCGAUCACGUGUUUCACCCUCACUGCAUCGGCGCCUGGCUUGAGGCUCACGUGACUUGCCCCGUUUGCAGAACGAAUCUCGCCGAGCAAGUAGCUGUCGAACCGGAUCUUGAGUUGCGGGAUGUGGUGGUGGAUCCUGAACCGGUGGUUGCUUCUCCUGUACCGGAACAAUCGGUUACGAAUGAAGUCGAUUCGAGGAGAUUACCUGGUGUACCGGUGGAUGUUAAACGAGUCAAGUUUUCGAGAUCGCAUACGACGGGGCACUCGGUGGUUCAACCGGGAGAGUGUACCGAGCGGUUUACUCUCCGGUUACCUGAAGAGGUGAGGAAGAGGAUGGUGGAAAAUUGGAAACUGAACCGGUCGGAUAGUCUUACUAGGGGAGGGAGUUCGAGAAGAGGUAAACCGAUUGACCGGUCAAGGGCUUGGUCUGAUCGUUGGUUGUUCCGCAAAACGCCGUCGUUUCUGUGGAGGAGUCGUGAUGAUGGUUCGAUUAGGCUAGGUGCUACCGGUAGCGUUAGAGGCAAUGCUGUGGUGAAUUCAACCGGUGAUUCGGUACGGUCAGACCGGUGGGCUUUACUUAGAAACGGGUCGUUUCUGUGGAGGAACAGUUCGGUGCAUGUGCGAAGAGGAGGAGGAGUCAAUAAGGACGGCGAAGGAACUUCGGUUAAGUCAACCGGGACAGGCGGCUCAACCAAUGGUUCGAUGAGGUUACCGGUUUAGCUGACUUUUCUUUAGCCGUAGCUACUUUUUUUUCUUAUCUUUUUCAUUUUGUUUUGUUUUGUAUGAUUGUUGAUAAAACACGCAAUACAUUUUCUUAAUUUUUAAUCGUUAAAAUUUGUAUUCCUAAAUUCUGCAACGUACAUAUGAAUCAAAGUCAAAUCCA